Sitodiplosis mosellana (orange wheat blossom midge) is the source of this 4134-nucleotide messenger RNA. It is a transcript of the gene vg, whose product is annotated as protein vestigial. The record is from RefSeq and is a predicted model, not a curated record. Gene Ontology annotation, biological process: regulation of transcription by RNA polymerase II. The transcript has 8 exons. Gene Ontology annotation, cellular component: nucleus. The coding region runs from base 1853 to 2797 and encodes 314 amino acids. NCBI's taxonomy places the organism in Eukaryota, Metazoa, Arthropoda, Insecta, Diptera, Cecidomyiidae.
AAGACAAAUUAAAUGAAAACAGAAACAGCAACAACAGUCUCGAAACGAACACUCUGUUGAUCACGUCACAUCGAAUUCGAUUAACUGUUUGUCAGUUGUUUCUUUUUUGCUUUCUUGUGGGAUUUAGCGAGUUUACAAUUUUUUUUCUUCUCUUCGUUCUGUUCGGGCAGUCUUAAAAACGGUGGUAGCUUUUUCACCGAUUAUCCAAGUGUGAUUGAAUCCUGUAUCGAUUGAUACACACCGCAAAUAGUUGUGAGACAUGACGGGAUAGAAAAAAACACAUAUUUAUAUAUAUACAUAUAUAUAUCUCAAGGAUACAGCGAACUUGAAAUACGUUAAACUAUAAAUGAUUCAUUGGUGUGAUCGGCAAUGAUCGAGUCAAAUGUAUAAAAAAAAACUAAUUGAGAGUUGCUCAAAAACGAAAGCUGCCGUUGACAAUUGAUAAAGUGCAAAAUAAAAUCAAAAAAGCAAAUCAGUUACGGUUGUGAUCGACUGACAAAAAGCGGUAUCGUGUGUUCUGUUCGUCUGCAAUAAGAAGGAAGUAUUUCAAAGGAUUAUCAAUACGUUGGAAAAAUUAAUUUGUGAUCAAAACAUUUGAUCUGCGAUUAAGUGCAACAGCAAGUUAGUUCAAUUAUUUGUGGAUGCAAGUGGAUGCAAUUUACAGUUGCAGUUGUCAAAGACAUUUUUAUUGAGUGUGAAUCAGAAAAAAAAUAUUCGGCGGAUAAUGCGAAAAUUAUCUAUGUGUCUGCGUUAAACCGAACGGAAUUGUGUUUAAUCAUCGCAUACUUUGAGUUUAUAGACACAUUUUGAACUGACAUCGAAACUAUUCGAUUCUCCGUCGCCUGAAUUUCUGUCGAAUCGAAUUGAUCGCAAUUGUCUAUGCCAGAAAACACACUUUUCUCAUUCGAUCGGAACGCGCGAAAUUUUUCACAACCAAUUGUCAGGGAAAAAAAGCGUGUGUGAAUAAUAAAAGCAUCUUAUAACCCCAAUAGAAACGAAUAUCACGAGAACAAACACCACAUUUUUUACAUACAGAGAUACAAAUUAGUAAACGAACAAAAUUCGAUGAAGAAGAAUUUCCAACAACAAUAACAGGAAGAGUGAUUUUGUACAGUGCAACAAAAAAUAUUGCUUGUAAAAUUAUCGAGCUAUUGAAAACCAUACGAAUUUAUCCGGUGUGUUCAUUGUCAAUGGUGUGCAAUGUUGUCAGAAUGAUAAGGAAAAGAGAGCGAUAAAUCGAAACACACAAAAAUCUAGCCGUAACACUUUUGAAGCUGUGCAGUGACGACGAGUCAGGAAUAAUUGUCACCCUGAUCGAAUAAGUGCAAAGUCAAUGCAAAAGACAAGCAAUAACAAAUAAUGACAACGGUAAAAAAGUCACUGAAAAUUAACUAAAAAAAUGCAGAAUUUCGACCGGAUUCAGCGACAAAGUUUCAUUAGCAGCCGCAAAGUUAAGUGACUAAAGUUGGAAAUUGAUUUUGAGGAGAGAGAGAGAGAGGGAGAGAGAGAAAGAGAGAGAAAAAAGAAAACUUUUCGACAACAUUUUGAUCUCUUGUUUGAUUCAUUUUGAUCUUGACGAAACCAAGAGACUUGUGAAAAUUCAACCAAAUAAGAAGUGCUGCAGCUGCAAGUGAGCUGAUAAAUUGAAGAAAACAAGAAAAAAAAGUGCUAGUUAAAAAAAGAAACUCAAGCUAAAAAAGCAAUUUUUGUUAAAAGUUCAUUUUUUUCCCUAGUGAGUGAGCGUCAAGAAACACAAGCAUUCGAAUUGAGUAUUGAGACGCGCCUUUCAUUUUGGAUUUAUUUUUGAUGGAAAGUAAAUGUUGAUUUCAUUAAUCGGUGAAGUGAUAUCGCAAUGGCAGUAUCCUGCCCAGAAGUAGCAAUGUACGGAGCAUAUUAUCCAUAUUUAUAUGGUCGUGCUGGCCCGAGUAGAUCAUUUUAUCAAUAUGAAAGGUUCAACCAAGAUUUGUAUUCGACGUCAGGAGUGCCGCUCACAUCAUCUAGUGCAUCCGUUAGUUCACAUUCACCAUGUAGCCCGAUUUUACCACAAUCGGUAGCAUUAAAUGCUACACAAACCGGCGGUUCAACGACAAUACCAACCAUACCGUUAGGUUCGUUGCAUCGAUCGAUAGCCAAAGAAGAGGAUUUAAGUAGUGUAACUAGGCAAAGUGAUAAUGACGGAACGAAUUCAGGUGUACAUAAUGAUAGUUCGUGUUCAUCAGGUCCAGAUUCGCCGCAUACAUCGAAAGAUCUGCAUCUAGACGGUUCGGGUACACCAACGCGUGCUCAAUACUUAUCAGCAUCGUGUGUUGUGUUCACACAUUAUUCAGGUGAUACGGCUACGGUGGUCGAUGAACAUUUUUCGCGAGCAUUAAAUUUUAGCAAUAAGGAUAGUAAAGAUGGAUGUAGUUCAUUAGCGAAUAGAAAUUUACCAGCCUCCUUUUGGAAUAGCAAUUAUAUACCACCUGUACCAGCUCCAACUCAUCACCAAGUUCCCGAUUUAUAUUCAACUGAUGGUAGCUACACAACUGAUCCAUGGGUACCACAUGCAGCACAUUAUGGUUCAUACGCUCACGCCGCUCAUGCACAUGCUGCCCAAGCACAUGCCUAUCAUCACAACAUGGCACAAUAUGGUAGUUUACUUCGAUUACCUCAACAUUACGGCCACAGUUCUAGACUUCACCACGAUCAACAAGCCGCACAUGCUUUAGAGAGUGCAGCAGCCUACUCAAGCUAUCCUACGAUGGCCGGUCUUGAGGCUCAAGUGCAGGAAUCUUCAAAAGAUUUGUAUUGGUUUUAAAAGCAGCAGCUAACAAAAUCAUCACCAAAGAUUUUAAAUUAUUUUGAAAACAAACGACAAAAAAAUGGACUAAAUGGAAUGGUAACACAUUUAAAAAUGGAAAGAUGGUGACGCGCAUGGUUUCACACACUAAUCGCAACACAUCCACAAGAUGAAGAAGAAGCAAAACAAAGAAAAUCACACACACACACGCAAAUCUACAGACACCCCGUUCCUCUCUCAGAAACAACACACACAGACACGAUGAAAGUAUUACAUAAUAUUUUUUCAAGUAAAUACUAAGGCUAUGGAAAAACAAGAGAGCGGCCAAUAUUUACACAAACAAAUCUAUAUAAAAAACCAACAACUGGAAUUGACCAUCAAAACCAACAUACAAUUAAAUUAAACUUAGACUCAUGUACAAAUCCGAAUCGGUCAGAAUCAACAAAUCAUAACGUUAAAAAAAGGAAUGAAAGAAAAAAAAAACUAGAUAAAAAAACACUUACAGAUUUAUCAUAAGCAUUAAGAAUGGAACAACAAAAAUUUGUGUAAAUGAAUGAUGACAAAUCGAAUUGAAUCACGCAUAUUAUGUAUUUUGAGUAGCUUUAAAUUUUUGUUCGUUUCAAUUUUAUGAAUUAAGUGUAAUUGCUAUACAUAUUUGAGUCUCACACACUAUCUCCCACUCAUUGACGCAUCCCUUUGAAUUCGAUAGAGCAGAGAAAACACACACCACUUUUAAACUUUCUGCACAAUCUUCAAUACCUUUUCUCAAAUCAAUCCAAUUCAAAAAGUUGAACAAAUUCGACGUUUCGUAAAGGAAAUGGAUCAAAUCAAUUUGAUUUGGGUUCAUACUCCACAAUUGCAAACAAUCAAUGUGCUAUUCGCAAUCAACAGUUCACUUAAACUUUUCUUCCCCUUUAUCUUUCUCUCAUUUAUUUUUCGUUCAACUCGUUCGAUUGUGAAAAGUGAAUGGGGAAUGUGACACAAAAAGAAUGCCCAGAGUAAUCGUUGAUAAGAAGAAGAGAAGAAGAAUAAUCAAUCAAACACAAUUCGAAUUGCGACGUGACUAAACAAAUUGUCGAUCAACGGUAUAAAAAAAAUUAUUGAAGAAAGCAUGAAGAAUCAUUUUAAUAGGCAACUUGGAGGAUAAUUUGAUUUUAGCAACAAAUCAGAUGAAAAAAAAAAUUAAUGAAAGGGAAAAACAUGGUGAAAACAAUACACAUAAAUCGAAAGAAAGAAGUUGAGAUAUUAAAAAAAGACACUGAAUGAAGAAGAUCAUAUAACUAAUAGGUUACAUAAUUAUGCAUUAAGCGCCAAUAAGUUUAGAUAUUCACGAUUUCUAAUUUUAACUAUUCAAA